Messenger RNA from Notolabrus celidotus (New Zealand spotty), 2696 nucleotides. It is a transcript of the gene adck5, whose product is annotated as aarF domain containing kinase 5. The record is from RefSeq and is a predicted model, not a curated record. NCBI's taxonomy places the organism in Eukaryota, Metazoa, Chordata, Actinopteri, Labriformes, Labridae.
UACUACCCCUCAAGCAUGGGGCUUUUUAGGGGGGAGGUUGUCUGCCCCUUAACUAAAUGUAGACCCUGGGUCCACCGGUCCAAACGCACUUAGUUAAAGGAAAGUCCCUCUGCUCGAAAAACGCCUUAUGGCCGCUUGCUACCAACCCGGAAGUCCGUGUGCGGUCAUCCUCUCGCUCUGUUCCUCAGUCUUUGAGAGGAGGUGGAUCUGAACCUAACAAGCGAUCACAUUGGGAAAGACACCUUGGUAUUGACACUACAUUGAACCAGAACCACCGUAACACCAGGACAGGAUGCCAGGAGGGACCAGCAGAGUGUUCAGGUUAUGUUUACGCCACACGGCUCUGCUCCAAAGAUGUACACAUCACAGCUCUUCCCUCCAGACCUCCAGACCCCUCAGCUCCCUCAGGGAAGGCAAACGCAGAGGGCUUCUGUGGAAGACACUGCUCGGCAUCUCGGUCGGUGUUCCCGUGGCAGUGGGUGUGCAGUACGCUGCGUCAGAUCACAGAGCGAGGAGGAAGAUGAGGAUCGUGAUUGAAGGAUUCGGUCGCUUCUGCAGGUCUCUCUCUGUAGGAGUCUUCAUCUCUGUGGAUUACUGGUGGACCACCAAUGUGUCUCUCCAGGGUCUCGAUGAGAACAGCCCAUCCUACCUGGCUGAGCUGUCAGCGUGCCACCAGAGGGCAGCAGAGUGCAUGGUGGAAGGAGCUGUAAAGAACGGAGGGAUAUACAUCAAACUUGGUCAAGGUCUGUGUUCCUUCAACCACCUCCUCCCCCCCGAAUACAUCCGUACCCUGCAGAUACUUGAAGACAAGGCCUUGAACAGGAAGUACAAAGAGGUUGAUGCUCUCUUUCAAGAAGACUUCAACAAAACCCCGGAGCAGCUUUUUAAAACCUUUGACCACGAUCCCAUCGCUGCUGCCAGCUUGGCCCAGGUUCAUAAGGCUGAGCUGUUUGACGGGACUCCUGUGGCUGUGAAGGUGCAGUACAUUGACCUCAGGGACCGGUUCGACGGAGACAUCAGGACAUUAGAGAUCCUGCUGGAUAUCGUGAAGUUCAUGCACCCCAGCUUUGGAUUCCGCUGGGUUCUGAAGGACCUUAAAGGCACACUGGCUCAGGAGCUGGACUUUGAAAAUGAGGCCAGAAACUCUGAGAGGUGUGCAGAGGAGCUGAAACACUUCUCUUUUGUUGUUGUACCCAAAGUGUUCUGGGAGCAGACGAGUAAGAGAGUGUUGACUGCAGAGUUUUGCCACGGGUGCAAAAUCAACAAUGUAGAGGAGAUUAAGAGACAAGGACUGAGUUUGAAAGAUACUGCUGAUAAACUGAUCCGAACAUUCGCUGAGCAAAUAUUCUACACCGGGUUCAUCCACGCUGACCCUCAUCCUGGGAACGUUCUGGUGAGACCAGGUCCUGAUAAGAAGGCAGAGUUGGUGCUCCUGGACCACGGCCUGUAUGAAUACCUCAGUCAGCGGGACAGAGCUGCCCUUUGUAAACUCUGGAGGUCCAUAGUCCUGAGAGACGAGGCAGCAAUGCAGAAGUACUGCAGCGCACUGGGGGUCAAAGAAUAUUUCCUCUUCUCCGAGAUGCUGCUGCAGCGACCCAUCAACAUGCGCGAGCUGGGCCUGUCCAACAUCCUGAGCCGGGAGGAGACGGCCUACAUGCGUGAGAUGGCCAUGCAGCGCUUCGGAAGCAUCAUGCAGGUGUUGAAGUCGAUGCCUCGGCCCAUGCUGCUCGUCUUCAGGAACAUCAACACGGUCCGAAGCAUCAACAUCACUCUGGGAGCUCCUGUGGACCGCUACUGCGUCAUGGCCAAGAGCGCGGUGCGAGGCUGGGGGAAGAUUCAGGCCGAGAGGACGAGGAUGACCAGACUCUGGAUCUUUAGCUGGGUCAGAUCAACAUGGGAAGGUUUCAAGUUUGAACUGGUUCUAAGAUGGGAGAUGGCGUCGAUGAGUGUGACGCGCUGGUUCCUGAGCACGCUGUCGUUCUUUGGUCUUGUAUCUCUGGAUGCAGAGAUGUACGAGUACCUGAGGUAGUUCACGCUACUGUCACAAAGAGCAGAGAAGAAGGAGCGAUACCAAACCUGAUAAUGCAGUCCUACAGCUUUCCUCACCACUGCUCCACACCAAAUUCUCCUGAACCCUGAGGACGCACGGGACGUUUUCAGCUUCAGGACUUCGAAAGCACCAAAACCUGAUCCAACCACUCAGAACUCAACAUCCUGUUUAAGUUCUUUUUAAUUUAAUGAAUAAUUUUAUAUAUUUUUAGUAUUUAAAAUGCCGUUUUAUAAAGUGAUAUCUCAGUACAGCAAUGUUGAUGAUUUGAAGCUGCAGUUUCUUUUGAUGAAUCAGGAAACGUUGAUCAUAUCAGGAUCUUGUAGCAGCUGCAGCAUCUUCAAAGUGACUCUGUGUUCCAGGAAUGAGCCAAAUCUAACGUAAUGACACUAAAGCUACGUCCUGCUGGAGUUAGACCUGAACCAUGACAUGUUUCAUGUUGCAUCACACUGUGGUAACCUCGUCAUAUUUCAGUAAGAAAAAACGCAGCUUUAAUAAUGGAAACAAAUCAAUGUGUGAAGAAGACUUCUUUGCUUUAAAUUAGCCGUUAGAGUUACUGUGAAGAAUCAAAGAGCCCAGUGCCACCUCAUCCAGUGUUUUUAAGAUUAUCUCAUGCUGUCAAUAAAAGGUUUUACCUCUUUUUAAUAAA